Ictalurus punctatus (channel catfish) is the source of this 2972-nucleotide messenger RNA. Its product is annotated as hyccin 2. NCBI's taxonomy places the organism in Eukaryota, Metazoa, Chordata, Actinopteri, Siluriformes, Ictaluridae. The transcript is spliced from 12 exons. Gene Ontology annotation, biological process: protein localization to plasma membrane; phosphatidylinositol phosphate biosynthetic process. Bases 653 to 2227 code for a protein of 524 amino acids. The record is from RefSeq and is a predicted model, not a curated record. Gene Ontology annotation, cellular component: plasma membrane.
CGUCACUUCACUGAAUCGAUUCUUUCGAGCAAAUUCCAUCUAAACGAAUCGAGCUUUGUGAUUUGUUUUCUCGGAGUGAGCAUCCAGAAACAUUGUGUUGGCUACAAUCCCUACCCUUAGAGUAACUCACUCACACUGGCCUGCAUGCUGUGAAUUCGGGUUAAAAAUAAAAAUAAAAUAAUAAAGAAUAGAAAUUUGCUUAGGAAUCGAUUCUUUCAGACUCCUUAAAGAUCCGGUUGUUUCAGGAGUCGACACAAUCAUCAGCGAAGCUGCAAAUGUGUGAGAGAAAGGGGGGGGGUCAGAUAGAUGUCAGCACCAGAGGAUUGUCAUGUCUUGACUUUGACGCGCUCGCGGUAGUAAAGUGUCUUGCGGUGUCGCGUGCUCAGUAAUGUUAUGCGUGGCUGCGCGCGCCGAACUGGUGCGGGGAAAUUGCGUGAGGACGCUCCGGAGCGGCUGCGCACUGCAGACUGGGCCGGUGCACGCACGGAGAGCUCCUAACACCAACCUCAAAAAGCCUGCCCUCUUCCUAUGCGCUUCCUCUGCAGCAUCCCACUGAUUGUUUGAUCGCUAGAUCAGCAGACAUCAUGAUGAAGAAUGAGAGUCUGUCUUUCCUUCCUAUACGCGUCUGAAACGUGAGUGAGUGAGGUGGGCCAUGCUCUUUCCAGAGCGUGGGGUGGUGGAGGAAUGGCUCUCAGAAUUCAAGACGUUACCUGAUGAUCUGAUCCCUGGCUAUACUUGCUGCCUGCGUCUGAAGAAGGGUCUGGUACCUGCACUAUAUGCUGUUAUACAGGAGCAGCCCAGCAGUGAGCUUUUGGCUCCAGUGUGUCACCAGCUGUUUGAACUCUACCGGAGCACAGAGGUGGGACUACGCCGCUUCACACUGCAGUUCCUACCAGAGCUGAUCUGGGUGUACCUGCACCACGCUGCCAGCAGGGAGCGCCACCGCAAUGGCUGUGUAGAGGCUCUAUUGCUGGGCAUUUAUAACCUGGAGAUUGUGGACAGUAAUGGUAACAGCAAGCUUUUGUCCUUCACCAUACCCUCUCUCUCUAAACCUUCCAUAUACCAUGAGCCCUCCAGUCUGGGCUCUAUGGCUCUGACAGAAGGAGCGCUUAGCCAACACGACCUGAUCAGAGUGGUGUACAGCGGCCUGCUGCCCCAGAGAGAGACUUUUACUUCCCAAAACAGGUUUGAGGUGCUGUCUUUCCUUAUGCUCUGCUACAACUCUGCUGUGGUGUACAUGCCAGCUUCCUCCCAUCAAUCAGUCUGCAGAAUGAGCUCGCGACUGUGUGUAUGUGGUUACCCACGUCAGCAGCAGAAGUUGUGGAGAGAUUCGUGCAACCGUGUGCGUCUGGAUCCGGAGUUCAUGGUGCAGAUGCUGACUGCAGUUUAUCAUGCCAUCUACAAUGGCCAAUGGGAACUCGGAAGAGAAGCUUUGGAGGACAUCUUGUAUAGAGCGCAACUAGAGCUAUAUGCCAAGCCAUUACUAGUAGCAAAUGCUAUGAGAUGUUCUCUGCCACCUCGACCACCGCAGGGCACACGGAAUCUUCUGGAGUUUGAAGCUACACCCACAAACAAACGCGUCUCUCAGACAGCCAUCACUGCUGCAUCCAUCCGCAGACUCCGCUGGAAACGAGAGGAUGCUGAUGGUGGGAGCUGCGGUGAGGACUCAUUUGACCCAGAUGAGGGCUUUUCCUCUGGGGCCUCCAGCAGUAGCCAGCCCAGCAGUAUGAAGAGGGACCGGGUUGCAGGAGUGCGUCUGUCCCGGAACCGAGCAGUGUCGCAGAAAGAGAAAACAUCUGUCGAGACCAGAGCUGCUUUAUGCAUGCACCACCAACACCACCAAUCGCCUCCUCCAGCCAUCACACUCCGCACUGCUGAGAGCAGCAGAAGCCCCAGCCCCAGCAUGGCCAGGAGGUUCCUUGACCCACAUUACCUUCCCCCAUUCAUUGGUCCUCCAGCCCGAACUGCUAGCACAUCUUCCAGUAAAUCCUUGGACUGUACUGGUUUCAAUGGCUCAUCUGGUGCCACAGAUAGCUUGUCGUUUGGGAGCCUGAAUGCAGAUAGGGCUCACUGUUUGUCAGCUAUCAGCCUGCAGGAAAUGCAACUAAGGCAUGCAUCAAGAAGCCAAGAUCUGCUCUCGCCUGGAAGUCCAUUUUCCUCUUCAAGCCCACUGUCCAAACAGUCUCGCUCAUCCAGUUUUAAUAUGCAGAUUAUAUCACAAGUAUAGACAAAUCUGUGUGUAUGUGUGUGUGUGUGUGUGUGUGUGUGUGUGUGUGUGUAUUGACUGAAAUAUUGUGCAUGUGUAUGAGCAUGUCUUUGUAUAUAUUAUAUGGUUGUAGCAUAUGUGUGUAUGAGAAAGAAAGUGUGUAUGUCUGUGUGUGUGCAUGUUUGUGUACAUAAAGUGUAUAAUUUACAAUGACACCAUUAUGCAUUGGCAGUUUUUGCAGAAGAAAUAAGUGUUUUGCACUGUACUUCCCCUUGUGGACAUGUGAUCCAGAGGUGCAUAUAAUGUGCCAUAACAUAUGUGGAGAGGAAUACCAAUUCAAAAUCCUGCUGUAUCUUAACAAUAGUCUCAAGAACUGACAAUCAUAUGAAUUAAAUGAUGAGUGGCCUGACAAUGCAUGAGCCAAAGAAUCAAAUGUGUGAGACUUGAAGAGGUAAUAAAGAAGCUGCUUGAAUUUAAUUGCUGUAAAUGCUAUAGACUGAGCCUGCUUGUGUUGCCUGCGCUACUGAUCCAUUCAGUGCAACUGAAAUGUGCAGAGCCUCAAAGAAUUCACGGAAAUGCUACAUUGUGUAAUAAACGAUAUAGAUUAUAUUCAUUGAAGCAAGUUUAUAUCUCACAAAUGUGUACAUUUAUGUAAAUGAAUAUUGUAAGAUAGGAAGAGUUAUAUCCUGUGAGAAUAUCUCUAUAUUGGUUGUACAGAGUUCAAGAUUUAUCUGUUCGAUGGUGAAUAAAAACAUUGUGGCGAUCA